CCCCCCCCCCCCCUCUUUCCAAUGGCGGAUGUUGGGCCUGUCCCUUCUCCGAAUCCGGAUCCCGAUCCCACCGCCGGUUUCCGGGGCCCUCUGCCUGGCGUGUUGUAUGUGGGUUUCCUGCCCCCGGGCCUCGGGCCUAAACAGCUCCGGAACAUGAUGUCGGUGUUCGGGGAAGUCGGCAGGGUCUUCAUCCAGGAGAGAGAUCAAUGGAGGACCUGGAGGAAGAAGAAAAGCAGGAACAGAUGGAAGGGUCAAGCUGAAGGUUGGGUGGAGUUCCAGAACAAAGCUAUUGCCAAGAGAGUGGCUAGAAGUCUCCACAACACACCAAUCGGCACCCGGAAGCGUAGCCGUUUCCGUGAUGUCUUGUGGAAUAUAAAGUAUCUGCACCGUUUCAAGUGGAUUCACCUGAGUGAACGACUCGCUUAUGAGAAGCUGGUCAGGCGACAGAGAAUGCAGGCAGAGGUGUCCCAGGCCAAGCGUGAGACCAACUUCUUCCUCCAAAAUGUGGAGAAGAGCAAAGGCCUGGACAAACUACAAGAGAUGAAGAGGAGGAACGGACAAGAGUGGCAAGAGAAGAGCUGGCAUUUUAAGCAGCGGGAGACCGAGAUAGAGAUCCAGGCCAGCAAGGCUGCCAGCCGCAAGAGAAAAGCCCAUGAGCUUGGCAAGACAGCCGAGAUCCAUGACAAAUCCCAGUCCAAUGUUGCACUGCUUGCCAAGAUCUUCAACCCUUCAGCUGAACAGGAUUAGGCUCUUGCUGGCAGCCAGGAGUGGUAGACUCUGUCCCUAAGUUGGGGGGACACACAGAUUGUGCUCCCUCAGGCAGUUGGGAAGGGUCUACAGUGCUGAUAAGGAGACUGUACCUCACUGCAGCUUGUUGCACGUGUAGCAAUUAUUUGCCCAGCUGGAAAAGGUUGGCAGGUCUAGAUUCUGCUGUUUUGUGGCCCUGUCACUCCUGGACAGUGUAUAGGGAUAGGACUCCAUCCUUUAGAUGACCUGAUACUCCACCAAGUCAUGAUUUGACCCCAUGAAUGCGUCUAGAACAGAACAGAACAGAUGCUAUGUGGCCAGGAUUGGGGCACUGGGGAAUUGUUUCUUCCACUGACUUUUUUAUUUUGUACAGUGUUUGGGCUUGCCAAUAAACCUGAUGUUAAAUCUGC
Molecule: messenger RNA, 1157 nt
Organism: Stegostoma tigrinum
Lineage: Eukaryota; Metazoa; Chordata; Chondrichthyes; Orectolobiformes; Stegostomatidae
Gene: abt1
Product: activator of basal transcription 1
Exons: 3
Coding region: 22-747 (241 amino acids)
Biological process (GO): endonucleolytic cleavage in 5'-ETS of tricistronic rRNA transcript (SSU-rRNA, 5.8S rRNA, LSU-rRNA); endonucleolytic cleavage in ITS1 to separate SSU-rRNA from 5.8S rRNA and LSU-rRNA from tricistronic rRNA transcript (SSU-rRNA, 5.8S rRNA, LSU-rRNA); small-subunit processome assembly
Cellular component (GO): nucleolus
Molecular function (GO): RNA binding
Source: RefSeq, a predicted model, not a curated record